Molecule: messenger RNA, 1635 nt
Organism: Dimorphilus gyrociliatus
Lineage: Eukaryota; Metazoa; Annelida; Polychaeta; Dinophilidae
Source: the annotation of a GenBank genome assembly
AUUCUGCUUUGAAAUAUUCCAAGGUACAAGGUAAAAAUAAGCUUAAAGUUAAACAGAGAGAGAGAGAGAGAGAAAAGAAAGGAAAAGGAAGAAAAGGAAAAAAUGUCACUUAAAGAAUAUAUCGUUCGUAUGAGAGAGGACUUAAUAGUUUGUAAAUUAUGUAAUAAUCUAUGGAUUGAUAGAGAUCCGAGAAUCUUGAAUUGUUCUCAUAUAUUUUGCUACGAUUGUUUAAAAGAUUUAUUAGAAGAGAGGAAUACAGAGGAGAAUUUCAAUUGUUAUUCUUGCGGGAAAAGUAUCGAUAUGCCAAAAGAAGGGGGAAUUGACGAAUUAAAUUGUUUCGAAAUAAUAAAAAGUAUCGAUUCAACAGAUAAUUCACAAUUAUCUGAUGAUAUGAACGUUCAAGAGGCGGGUGAAAAGAAAUUUGCUGUUAUGAACGAAAUAAAGCUUAUGGAGAAUGUUAUAGAAAGUACCAAUAAGGAUGAGAAUACUAAUUUAAACAAUUUAAGAAAUCACGUUAGAGGAGUUGAAAAGAUGUUUGAAAAGCAGGUUGAAGAUUUAAGCUUUGAAUUAAAAUUUCAAUAUCGAAGGCAUAGGCGUCUAAUAAGAUUGUAUAUAAGAACUUAUAAUUGGUUUAUUAACGUUCCUGAUAAGAAUUUAUUAUAUAAUAAAUCGAUAAUAAAAAGAAUUAAAGAAUUAAGACAGAAUGCUUUAUCUAUGAAAAUCGAUUUGAAAUUGAACGAUAAUUAUCUGGAAUCGAUUGGUCGUAUUGAAGUAUCAAAUACUGGUUCAUUUACUAAUUUUUUAAUAAAGAAACGUCAUAGAAUUAUUGGAGCCCCUUACGAAAUUGCCGAUAUUGCUAUUGGAAUGAAUGAAUUAUAUAUAAUUUGCCUAUAUUCUAAUACGGAAACAGAUGUUUGGAAGAUACUAUGUUAUAGUUUAGAUGGAGAUUAUUUAAAUUCUUGUAUAGAGAUUGAAGAAUUUACAGAGAAAUCGGAUAGAAAAUCUAAAAGAAAUUGGAUUGUUUCGAGAUGUAAAUCAGCUAUUAGCUAUGAUUGCUCUUCAUUAUAUCUAUCGGCCUUCUAUCCCAAUGAGAUUCAUAAACUUCAACUUUUCGGCAGAAGAGAAAAGAUGAAAAGAUUCUGUAAAAUAAACGCUCAAUACAUUUGCAGCGUUUUAGAAGGUCUGCUAAUUGUUGAAUCUGCCUCCUCUAGAAUUUUACUAUAUAGCGAUAGAGGUGAGAAACUUAAGACGUUUCCAAAUCGUCAUGAUAUACUGAGUAUCUGUAGUCUACGCUUACCAACCCUUGUCACUUUCGUUAAUACAUCAAAUGAACUAAUUAUUAUGAAUACCAAUAAUAGAAAUAAGAAAUCAAAGGUCAAUUGUCAGUGUCAAAUAACCAACUCUAUGGUUUUAAAGUCACUUAGUUCAUCAAUAGCUGUAAUGAAUAAAGAUAGGAAAUCAAUAUUUGAGCUCUAUUACAACGGAACAGCAUUCAGAGAUAUUAUCGUCUUUCAAGAAACACCAAUCUGCAUGACUUCAAGUUUUAGAGAAAAUAAGGAUUUUCUAUAUGUAAUAACAAAGAAUACUUCUGGUUUAUUAUGCUUAAACAUUUAUAAAUCUGUUGUAAAAGUUUAA